GGGAUUUUUAUCAUAUCACAGCAAAUAUAUUUUAAAAAUUUUUAGAAAAAUUUGUAUACAAAUUCUUAAGUAAAAUACUUUUUGAUACAGCUAUAAAAGUCGAAAGCCGUCCUUUUAAUUACCUUCAGUUACUUUUAUUUCUUUGAUUUUAAACCACAUAUUGGGCAUUUAAUUAUAACGAUCAUGGCCGAGAAACAACAGCAACCAGCCGAAGGUCCACAUAAAUCUCCGCUUGGUUUAUCCCCCGCAGAUUUUGCUCAUAGCGUACCUGUUCUUCUAUGGAGGCUGGGCAUAGCUUUGGGCUGUAGACGUCCCAUUUUGGAGCAUCACGUAGAUGUCGCCGCACCAGAAACCAAAAUUAACAUAAAUCUCAAUCACUUCCGGCAACGAUUUAGGCAAAUGCAUUCCAUGGAGGAUGCGCAGGACCAGGUGCUAGAGGAGCAUCGGUAUAAGCUCUUUCUACAUCUCUAUAGGCUGCUUACGAGGCUAGAGCCCAAUGAAGCCAAACGUCAGCAAUAUCUAAUAUUUUGCUAUCACCUUUUUAAUACGGAAAAGCCGCAACAACCGCAUCUGGAAGAAACGUUGCGACAUCAAGAAAACAUCACCGAAUCCCUAAUCUUGGUAGCUCAAAAUGUAAUGCAUCUAAAUGAGGAGAAUUCGGAACGUCCGCGGGAAGUGAGAUCUCUCAAUAUUGAAAACUUUGGUCCUAUGCCCAAAAGGUAUUGCACUUCCCAAAUGUUGGAAAUGGAGUUUGCCUAUGUGGAACAUAAAGCUGUGAGAUUUUGCUGUAACUCAAAAGGAUUGCGUUGGGAGCAGGCAAGCUGGAAAAGAAGUUAUAUUCAGGCGAAGGAAGCUGCAAAUGCAAACAAGAUUAGGGAAGAACCGAAGCCGUACAAAGACGAUGAAAUGGAAGUUAUUUAUAUGUUAAAUUGGAAUAGGCCCGAUAAAUCAUUUUCAAGUAGUUCAGAGCUUAUGCUCUAUGAAGAUCUUGGAAUUCAGUUAAAAGAAUGCAAUUCGGAGAAUCGAGAAUCAAGAGCUGCUGAAAUAUGCGAAAAGAGAAGGAAUAUUAUGAAGGAGACGGCUGAGGUAGGCUGUCAGUUUGUGGAACCGGAACGAUCUGAACUACUAAAUAAAUAUCAGCAAACUGAACUACACGACACGCUGUCAGAUCGGGGCGUACAAACGAAUCGAAGUGCAUUUUCCGAUAUCGCUACGAAUACUGAGGACGAAUUGCUUCUGGUACAAAUCAAUCGCAUGGGAGCAACGGAAACAGGAACAAGUACAGAGGAACUUUUCGCAGAAAUCGAUUGGAAAAUCACCCAAAAGCAAGCUAUAUCCACGAAAGUUGAGCCUGAAAUCAAUCGAUCUAGGAUAUAUCGCAAAUUUACAACUACGAAAAACACUGCUGGUUUCUAUAUGGAGCAAGUGGAGCCGUCUGUCUGGUGGGAAAAUCAGCGCGUGACCUCACCUAGAGAUCAUUUUCUUAUAACGACAUCUGAAGAAAUGCUGUCAGCAAUCGGUCAUACAAUAGUAGAACAAGAACCGAUAGUCGAUAGUCCAACAAUGCACCAGGAAUCAAUAACUCCAAGAAUCAGUUCCAGCACUCACUUGAAGCUACAUAAUCAAUGUUCCUCAUAUUACCAUCAACAUUUCAUUUUUACAGCAUCCGAAGAAAUGUUGCCAGAAAUUGAACAGCCGACAAUAGAGCAACAACUGAUAACAGAUCGGUCGUUAGAGCAGCAAGAGUCGAUAAUUCCUGGACUUUCUUCCGGCGCUCACGUAGAGCUAUGCAGUCCAGUCACAAGCAACUGGCAACAUCAAGCGCAGCCAAAUAUUGAACAAUCGAUAGCUCAACGGGAAUCGAUAUCUACAGCACUUUUCACCGAAACUGAUCAGUACACACUUUCCAUUUCGGAGCAAGAUGAGCAUACAUCCUCGGCAGCUAGCUGGCAACAACUGCGGCAGGGUGAAGUAUCUAAAGAAAUGAUAAAUGAAACGAUAACACAGCAAAAACUGAUGGCCGAUGGAUCGAUAACACAGCAAGAAUCGAUACCUUUAGGAGCUACUUCUAUCGUUCCAUUAGAGCGACCUCCAACUGGGUGGCAAAUCCCCUCCAACUUGCUGUCAGACCCUGUUCAGUCGAUACCUUUUGAAGAAGAUAUUCAUAAAAAAGUAACUUCCGACUUUGUUUCAGAGCAGACGAAAGACUUGCCAAUUAAUCAUACGAUAAGCCAGCAAUCGAUGACCGAUGGAUCGAUAAAACAGCUAGAAUCGAUACCUUUAAGAGCUGCUUCUAAACGCGUGUCCCCUACAACUGUUUGGCAACAAAAAUUGCUGUCUGACACGGUUCAAUUGAUAACCUCUAAAGAAGAUAUAGCUGAAAAAUGUACUUCCGACUGUCUUUUAGAGCUAACUAAGCAGGUGCGCGAACUAACCACACGGCAACAUCCGCAGCAGACGAAAGACUUAUCAAUUGAUCACACGAUAAGCCAGCAAUCGAUGCCCGAUGAAACGAUAACACAGCAACAAUCGAUAACGCACACACCAACCAGGUGGCAACACCAGCGGCACGUUAUAGCCGCCUCCCGGUUCAUUGUUAAGCAAUUUCAAUGUAACCCCGCCUAUCAAUGCUCACCCAUGCAGCGUGAUGCGCCCAAUUUCUUUGCACAAUGGAUGCAAUUCCAUGAGAUUGUGGCGCCCCAAGCGAAAUGGAACCAACCCAAGAUCGAUGUCGAUGCGAUCCGAAGACGCUUAAAAGCUUAUUUGCGAUGCAUGCGCAAGAAAUAUUCCUUUGAGCCCGAACAGUGUGUGGCCGCGAUUGCCAAAUGCCAGCUGCAACAGCUGCUCACCGCCGACGAGCUGCGGGAAUACGAGACGAUGCGCUGGCAGCAGCGGGAUCGCGGCACGGCCCGAGAACUGACCCAGGAGGAGCGACUGCAGGAUGCGUUGCACGGCAUGCUGGGCUACGAGUGCCAGCAGUUGCGUUCGUCGGCCCUGGGUCCACGUCUGAUGCUGCGCUCGCCGCAUCAUCAGCGCAGCGUAAGCGAAUCCUAUCUGCUCCUGUCGCUGGCCGAGGUGGGCUACUACUACAGAUGCCUGCAGCAGCAGCAGCGGCAUCUGCAACAUCUGGGCGAAUGUGGGCGUGCGUUGACGCCCUGCCUGCUCGCCGAGUUGCUCGACUACUCCGAGUUUUACAAGCGGCAACAAGUGCAGCCCAAGAGUCUGCUGCGUUUAUUCUGGCACACGAGAAGCUAUCGCCAGCGCUUCCAGUGGCUAUUGCAGCUCUGCGGCGGCCUGAGCAGGCGGCAGCCAUUGCUGCAGUAUUUGCAAUUGCAGCUGGGUCAGGGCAGCGUCGAGUACGAUGUGCUGCUGCAGCAGUGGCUGCGCUGCGCCGCCGAGCCGCUGCUGGCCAGGAUUAGUGGCUGGCUGCUGCGCGGCGAGCUGCCGGCGGACGAGUUUUUUAUUGUGGAGCGCGGCAGCGACAAUUGCCUUGUGGAGCACUUUGAGCUGGUGCAGCAACAAUUGCCGUACUUUUUGCGCCAACAGCUGGCACAGCAGCUGCUCGUCGCUGGCCGAAAUCAACAUUAUGCCCGUCAAUUUCUGGGCAGGCAGCUGGAGCUGACAGUAUCUGAUGCAGAGCUGCGUGAGCAAUUGACAGCCGCAUGUGCCAGCAGCUAUCGUGAGCUGGAUGAGCAGCCACUCGCUGAGCUUGCAGCCAGCCUGCAGCUGCAGACAUCCCGACAGCUGUGGCAGCAGCUGCAGCAAGCGAGCCCGCAACCCUUGGAGCUGCUCAGCCGGCUGCAUCAAUAUUGGCUGCUGACAGAUGUGGAAUUUGUACGAGAAUUGAUCGAGCUGCUGGAACCGGCGCUGGAGCAGCCCUCGGAAUAUUUUGAUCCAAGCCAACUGAACAAAAUGUUGGAGCAGCUGCUCUGCGCCCACAAUGAGAAUCUCUAUGUGGUUAAAGGUGAGCACAAGGGCAGCCAGAGCUGGUGCUGCUUUCUCUUGCGCUGGCAACAGCCGGCGCACUGGUUGCCCUUACUGGGCGCACGUCUGUCGCAAUACGAAACCAGCUUUGCCUGCCUCUGGCAGCUGCACUAUGCGGACUAUGUGCUCAAUGAGCGGAUAAGGCGACAGCAAGCGCAUUUUUGGGAGCGCAUCAAUUUGGCGCACUCGAAGGAUGCUCGCCAGGUGAGAGAUCGCUUCGAGCAGUUCAGUGAUCGGCUGCAGGAGUUUAUGCUACAGCUGCGCAGCUAUAUGCUUCAGGAUGUGUUGGCCAGCGCUUUUGAGCGUCUCUAUUAUGGCUGCAGUACGGCAAAAACUCUGGAUGAGCUGCUCGAGCUGCAUGGUGCGUAUCUGGAAAGCAUUGAGUACGGCAUUUGGCAGGGUGGCAAUUCCGGCAAGUUGCAGCACUAUCUGGGGCAGCUCUAUGCGCCCAUUAUUCAUCUGGAUGCAGUGCAGCAAAAGUUUCUAUCACUCGGUCAGCUAUUCAAUCAGCGCUUGGAUAAUCGGGAAGCGACGCAGCAGCUGCUUCUGGAGCUGCGUUGGUCCUGCCAGAAUACAUGCGAUGCCAUCAACGAUUUGGAGCACGAUUUUCAAUUGGUUUUGGCCCAGUUUUUGACUGGCCUAUACGCCACGGGGGAGACGCAGCUGCAUGCGCUGGCCAAGAAAUUGGAUCGAAAUGGGUAUUACGAGCAGCGAUUUAAGGAAUUAAAGGAGGCGCAAACUUUCGAAUUUCAGCGCAAACUAAAAACUAAAAAGAAAUCGCAACUUGAUAUGCUUAAAAAUUAAGCUCAACAUUUUUUUUAUUAUUGUUUUUUGGCAAUUGA
Drosophila montana is the source of this 4826-nucleotide messenger RNA. RefSeq names its product testis-specific gamma-tubulin ring protein 91 (gene t-Grip91). The transcript is spliced from 3 exons. Bases 184 to 4788 code for a protein of 1534 amino acids. Gene Ontology annotation, molecular function: microtubule minus-end binding; gamma-tubulin binding. NCBI's taxonomy places the organism in Eukaryota, Metazoa, Arthropoda, Insecta, Diptera, Drosophilidae. Gene Ontology annotation, cellular component: centrosome; equatorial microtubule organizing center; spindle pole. Gene Ontology annotation, biological process: spindle assembly; mitotic cell cycle; meiotic cell cycle. The record is from RefSeq and is a predicted model, not a curated record.